This is a messenger RNA of Mucor mucedo, 1794 nucleotides long. RefSeq lists its product as uncharacterized. Gene Ontology annotation, molecular function: ubiquitin protein ligase binding; protein-macromolecule adaptor activity. The transcript has 4 exons. Gene Ontology annotation, biological process: ubiquitin-dependent endocytosis. Gene Ontology annotation, cellular component: cytoplasm; cytosol; plasma membrane. The record is from RefSeq and is a predicted model, not a curated record. The coding region runs from base 1 to 1794 and encodes 597 amino acids. Lineage: Eukaryota; Fungi; Mucoromycota; Mucoromycetes; Mucorales; Mucoraceae.
AUGAGAGCUCGGUCAAAGACGAAUAAAGUGUUGGAUAUUGCACUUUCCGAAGAAAAGAUUUACUUUCCUGGCGAAGUCAUUCAGGGGUCCAUCCUUGUAAAGCCCAAGAGUUCCAUGAAGGUGAAUUCGCUUUCACUAAAGUUUUCUGGGUGCUUAUUAAUUGCAGCCAAGGAUAAGGAAAGCAUGACAUUAUUUGAGCAAACAAAGACAAUACCUGUAUUGGAACCCAAGAAAGUGCUUGAAGUCAAGAAUUAUUCAUUUCCCUUCCAAUUUGUUGUACCUGAUGACUUGCCGAGCGCCAUGGAUUUUGGAAAGAACAAGAUGGCCAAGAUCAGCUACAAAUUGACCGUGAUUUUGGAUAGGCCCAUGAUGCCAGAAAGCCUGUGUCCCAAAAUCGAAUAUCCAGUCUUGGUCAUGGAAUACGUCGAUGUCACUCGAGAUAAUUUCGUGCGUCCUUCUGAAAGACAGAAGGAAGUCAUGACUUCCAAAGGAAAAUGUCACGCCAAAUUAUCUGUCCCUAGAACCGGUUUCACACGAGGCGAGACGAUCCCAGUCAAUAUUGUCGUAAACACAUUUGCAGGCUUUGUAAAAAAGGAAUCACUGGUGAUUGAAUUAGUGCGAAAAGUAAAGAUACAGUCCCCUCGAAAUACCGUGGAUGAUGAACGUGUGUUGAAAUCCAACAAAUUUGAUCUGAAUAUCAUUGGACCUUACAAUUUCUCACAGUCGAUCACCAGCCAGCUUUUGAUAAGAACAACGCCACCCAGUUUAUGUUACAAGGAGAAGAUCUUAAGGAUACAUUACAAGAUAAGAGCACAGGUCUUCACUGAGAAUAAAAAGAAACCCAAUCUUGUGCUAGAAUUGCCCAUUGUUAUUGGUACUUGGCCUAGAGCGGAUGUGCCGAUUGAUGAUGACGAUGAUGAGGAUAUCAUUCAAAAUAUGGGCGUUACCAUGAUUAGUGACGAUGAAGACGAUGACUGGAAAGAUGGAUCAGAGCUGAAAAGGCAUUCAAAUAGUUCAUUUAAUUCACCUACACUCAUUAAAACACAUAACAAUUCAAUGAUUCGACGUUCAGGUUCGAAUAAUUCGUUAGGAUCCAUUUCUUCCUGGCGAUCGCAAUCCACAUCUGCAGAUAUACGCAUCUCCUCUUCAACUGCAACCAGUCCUACAUCCAUCGCCGGUAGUAGUGUCAUUUCCAAUCAUACUAUACCCGACUAUCAACGUAAUACCCUACCUCCUGUUGGCUUUAAAAUGUCAAAUGGUUAUCUCAAUCGAUCUUCCUCCACACCCGACUUGCUUAAUCCUAUCAGUACUGCUACACAACUUACCCCACAAGCGGGCAGAACUCUCUUUGUAGAUCCAACUAAUCGAUCCUCUUACUAUGAACAAAAUGGACAUCGAUCAACCAAAUCACUUCAUUCUAUUCACCCUAAUCAACAACUACAUCAACAACAACAACAUCAACUACAUCAACAACAACAUCAACAACAACAGCAUCGAAGAAUAGGGUCUGAUGAAUUUAAUUUUGCACCAACUUCGUUUACCCUCUCACCAAACCCUGAAGUUCCCAAUCACACACUUACAUUUGUAUCUCACACUGCGCCACCGUUACCAGCACCACGUAUGGUGACACAGCACAAGACAAUGGAAUUAACACCGAUAAAGGUGGAUUCAGAUUCAGAAGAGGACGAUGAAGAUGAUUCAGAUGACGAUUUAUUCGCCAUUAUUGAAAAGAAAAAACGAAGAGACGAACGAGAAAAAAGGAGACAAAGGAUCAUGUAUACUGUUACUGAAUAA